Archocentrus centrarchus (flier cichlid) is the source of this 1440-nucleotide messenger RNA. RefSeq names its product leucine rich repeat containing 57 (gene lrrc57). Gene Ontology annotation, cellular component: cytoplasm. The record is from RefSeq and is a predicted model, not a curated record. The coding region runs from base 299 to 1015 and encodes 238 amino acids. Gene Ontology annotation, molecular function: protein binding. NCBI's taxonomy places the organism in Eukaryota, Metazoa, Chordata, Actinopteri, Cichliformes, Cichlidae. The transcript is spliced from 6 exons.
ACCAAAGAAGAAGAAGCUGCGCAGCGGCAGCAGGGCGGUUGCUUUUCUUCACUUUCUGCUCAUCUUCAUGUUUUUUACUCCUUUUAUCGGACUCAUUUCAUCACAACAUCUGCGCACGCGGUUGGAGCGCGACAGGCUGUCUACGUGUGUGAGCGAAGACACCUGAGAGACUGCAGGGAUUCACCGUGUGAUCUCAUUAACACCGAUUGAGGAGGAGGAGCGCUGGUAAAGCUGUCAGCUGAUCCAUCAGCCUGUCUGGAAGGAGGUCCGGUGGACGGACAGGUGGCUGCAGGUGCAGAUGGGGAACAGCGCGCUGAAGUCACACCUGGAGACCUCCCAGAAAACGGGAGUGUUUCAGCUGACAGGCAAAGGUCUGCAAGAGUUUCCAGAGGAGCUGCAGAGGCUCACGGCUAACCUGAGGACGGUGGAUCUGUCCGGUAACAGGAUUGAGGUCCUUCCUUCCGCCAUUGGAAACUUCCUGCAGCUCAAGAGUCUUACACUCAACUCCAACCGGCUCACCGGCAUUCCUGCUGAGAUCAGCAAACUGAAGAAGCUGGAGACCCUGAGUCUGAACGGGAACCGGAUCCAGCAGCUGACCCCCACUCUGGGCCAGCUCAAAGCCCUGCGGACCCUCAACCUGUCCGGGAACCAGAUCUCAGAGUUCCCCUCCAUACUGGGAACCCUCAGGCAGCUGGACCUGCUGGACUUGUCCCGAAACAAGAUCCAGAAUGUCCCCGCAGAGGUGUCUGAGCUGCAGGCCAUUGAGAUCAACCUCAACCAGAACCAGAUCUCAGUGCUGUCGGCAGAAGUCUCCCGUUGUCCCCGUCUGAAAGUCCUCCGCCUGGAGGAGAACUGCCUGGAGUUGUCAUCCAUCCCUCAGUCCAUCCUCUCAGAAUCGCAGGUGUCUCUUUUCUCCGUGGAGGGAAACCUGUUCGAGGUGAAGAGGCUCCGAGAUCUGGAUGGAUACGAUAAGUAUAUGGAACGUUUCACGGCCACGAAGAAGAAGUUCGCAUGAGGACCCUUGAUAGUGACCGGCGAGGAUCACCUGGAGGUGAAGCUUCGCCCUUCGUACCCCUGCACCUCCUACAGCUGCUUCUUCUGCUAGAAAACAGACUUCAGCAGCCGGGACUCCUCACAGCCUCCCCCCCCCCCCGAGACGCAAUCAUGCAGAGUGACAGUCACCAUGGAGACAGGACUGACUUCACACAAUCGAAGAAGAGGGCUGGUGCCAUGUAUGUUUGACUGUAUGAAACUUUAUUGUUCACUCAGUGACAGACAGAAAAGACCUGCAGCAAACAACGGAAACGUUUCACCAAAGUUUAGCUAACUUAUAGAAACUCAUUCUAAUUUACUUUGUAAAAUAAUGUUAGCAGCGUGUUUAUUGAUUAUGAUUAUUAUUAUUAUUAUUAACAGUUAUUAAACUUUUAAAGAUGUCUAAAA